AUGGAAAUAUUUAGUGAUAUUAGCCGUAAAUUGGCAUUGCCAAUUGAUUUUGUAUCACAACAAUAUACCGAGAAGCUUUCUUAUAGGAUUAUAUUAAGUGGAACCAUAAUAGCAUGUUUAUUGGGCUACUUCACCCAAUCCCUUUCAAUUGGUGUUUAUACGUUUGUUGAAGCAUAUCUAUUAGCUAUCCUAAUUGUAGUUCCAUCCUAUCCGAUGUAUAAUAAGCAUAAGUUGAAGUGGUUAGGAAAUGCGGCUAGGACUACCGAAAGUUUAUAA
Eremothecium sinecaudum is the source of this 276-nucleotide messenger RNA. It is a transcript of the gene SPC1, whose product is annotated as signal peptidase complex subunit SPC1. NCBI's taxonomy places the organism in Eukaryota, Fungi, Ascomycota, Saccharomycetes, Saccharomycetales, Saccharomycetaceae. Gene Ontology annotation, cellular component: endoplasmic reticulum membrane; signal peptidase complex. The record is from RefSeq and is a predicted model, not a curated record. The transcript has a single exon. The coding region runs from base 1 to 276 and encodes 91 amino acids. Gene Ontology annotation, biological process: protein targeting to ER.